Molecule: messenger RNA, 606 nt
Organism: Cicer arietinum (chickpea)
Lineage: Eukaryota; Viridiplantae; Streptophyta; Magnoliopsida; Fabales; Fabaceae
Source: RefSeq, a predicted model, not a curated record
AUGGGCAUUUUGACCGGUGGUGGAAAUCAAAAGGAGUACCAGAGAAGUGUUAUUGCAACAUUUUCCCCACAAGUAUCUGAAGUGUUGAACAUUGAAAAUGGUAAUGUAGCACACAAUUGGUUGUCGCACACUUCCAUUGAAACUUCUACAUUUGGUGGUACCAACCUUGACUUUGAUAAUAUGUCUGACGAUGAAAUGCUAGACCCCAAUGUUUUGAGGUUGAUGACCAAUAUGCAGCUACACUCUUCAGCCAUACCCAAUGAACAACGUGAUUUGAUUCUUUCAAUAGGGAAUGGAGACGAUUCUGUCGAUGAGAAUGGCGAGAUAAGUGAACAAGGGAUCCUUGCUCCAAUUUUGGAUGCUAUUGUGCACAUCAACAAUACCCUUUUAUCAUUGAUUCCAGGUAUUCCAAAUCACAAGUUCACACUUAAAGUAGGUUGUCCUGCAAUGUUAUUGAGGAAUAUCGGUCAAGCUGUUGGGCUGUGUAACAAAACAAAAAUUACAAUCACUCACUUAGGCAAGAAUUUUUUAGGGGAAACUGUCAUCACAGGAAAAACUGCGGAUGAAAAAAAUUCUAAUUCCAAGAAUGAAUAUGGUUCCGAGUGA